AUACACUGCUCAGCUCUCUAUCCCUUGUGUUCCAGAAUGCUUCCUUGUAGAGUGCAGAAUCUCAGAGGAAUACGUGUCAGGAAACACACCGCUCCUCUCCACUGUGUCCUGCUCUUUCUCCUCCUCUGCAAUGCUCAGACAGGUGAAGCUGAGUUCCUGGGAGGCUCCAAAGUCGUUUUUCCCGGUGGAUGCCGUGAGCCCUGGAGGCUGAGUAACGGCACGCAGAUCCCUGAGCUCUCCAAUCUCACAGUGUGUCUUAACAUCAGACUGACUGCGCCCGGCCCUUGGGAAGCCUUUACUUACAAGACUUCGACAGCAACUAAUUAUGACCUGGGGAUUGUUGGGAGCGAUGGGUUGAUCACUGUCUGGCUGCUGGAUCAAUCUUUCAGCCUGUCCCAGAUAUUACCUGUAAUGACGUGGAACGCUCUCUGCUUGGAAUGGAAUGGAAGGGACAGCAGGCUAUCGCUCAGAGUGAACAGAAGCCAGUUUCAGAGCAACGUCACUGGUGAUACUAUCCCCGGAAAUGGAACACUGUUGCUGGGCUGUUCGGGAAACAGCACGGCCGCGGGCCUGGGGGAGAUGUACUUAUUCAGGCUGUGGGAUACAUCAAGCGGUCACCCUGCCAGCCCCUGUGAGAACGGCAAUGUCAUUGGCUGGGAUGGCAAACAGUGGAGCUUCAACCGAAGCACUCUCAUCCCUGACCCCUCUCUGCAGUGCACAAGUAAUACUACAACCAGUUAUGUUUCAGAUGGCACAUGCGAUUUUUCUCAAUUUUGCAUUGACUCAGAUGACUUCUACAUGAUAAGAGCAGAAGUCACAUCCAAUGCCAGCAACAAAACAGAAUCAGAUGUUAGGGCUUGGCUCACUGGCAAAUUCAACAUCUCAACUAAUUCAACAUGCCUCACAACUGUGUCCAGUAAUGACACUGUAAAUAACAGCAAGUCAGCAUUGGGCGACCCUGUUAACUGCUCGGCAUCUUUAGAGUACAUUCUGAAGGCUAUUGCCGUGACCUGUGAGACAAAAGAAAACAUCAGUAUGACCAACUGCUCAAUAGCCCUGCAGCUGAAGAAGGGGACUAACACGUGUCUCAUCUGGUACCUGCUCACAAAUCCUCAAAAUCACACACUCCAGUUAACAUCAACUGGGAAACUCUUUCAUGCAGCCAGAUGCUACUGUCACCAGAGAGAUGAGCUCACUACAACAUUCUCCUGGUUUCCCAUGGCACAUAAUCUCUCCAGUGUGUGUGCUGCAAACAGCAGCCUCAGCAUGGCAUGUAAAAAUGGAGAAACGGUCUGGGUUCCUCUAAAUGAGACCAGCGUGCAAUACUGCUUUGAUCAGAAGGACAUUCCAGGGAAUACAACAGAAACAAAGAAACAGUGUGAUUUUUCUGAAUUCUGCCGUAAAAAAAGUUCAUAUUAUAUGAUGAGAAUACAAAUAUUCCCUGGAACUCGCAAACUAAAGGAAGCAGAUGUUAAGAACUGGUUUUAUCAGGUGUUGAACAACUCAGGGUGCAUUGAGAUGGGACUGGACAACUCCAGCAAAGGGACCUGUACUAGGAUUCCAAAGAUUUUUAACAUUGAGGGUGUUGGUGUCUACUGUGCAGAAGAAGACAGUGUGAACAACUGUACUGUGAUCCUGAAAAUAGCACGAGUGUGGGAUGGAUGUUUUAUUCCCAUACUGAAUCAGAUCGAUGAUAUAAAUCUACAGCUAAAAUUUUCUGAUGAAGUGCUGAAAGUGGCGUGGUACGGUGUUCCUUCAGGAGCUGAUCCACUGCAGGCUUCCCAGUUCAUCUGGCUCCCUGCUCCUGUUACUCCCACUGUGGUGUGUGCCGCAAACUACAAGCUCAACCUUACAUGCAAUAACAACACUACAAUCUGGGUUCAUCUGAAGGAGUCUGAUAUAAACUGUGGAGGUGAAAAUGGAACUACAGUGAAACCUUCUGGAACGACUGUAUCUUCUGGAACAACUGUGCUUAACCCUAGCACUACCCCUAACCCUACAGCUCCAGUCAAUAACGCGAUAGGGGAGGCAUCUGCUCUGUUAAACAUCACAGAACACAUGGCAAACCUCAGCUCAGCGGAUAUCGAAAACCUGAUGAACAGGCUGGAUGCUCUUCUGACUGGGUCUGUGGACAAAAAGCUAGCCGGGAUAGUGGUCAACGUUGUCAGCAAUGUGCUCAACGCCCCUGCAGAAACUGUGGCCUCGUCCUCCAAAAAAGUUAUACAGGUAGUGGACAAGGUGGGCCUGAAUCUGGUCUUCGAUAGUGAGUCAGUGAACCUAACCUCGCCCGCGCUGACCCUGGCUGUGAAGAAAGUCAAUAGCAGCCACUUUGAGGAGUCGUCCUUUUCCAUUGCAGACACUUCCAAUUUUCAGCUCAUGCCAGGAAGCCAGACCCCUUCCUCCGAUGCAGCAGCCAUCACUCUACCAGCCUCCCUGAUGUCCAGCUUAUCACUGGAAAACCAGGCCUUGGCUUCCAGAGUCCAGUUCAGCUUCUACGAGAAAAGCACUGUGUUUGUGGACAAGUCGAAUCCGAACAGAUCGUUGAACAGCUACGUGAUUGGAGCUAGCGUUUCAAACCUAUCGAUAGUCAAUCUGCAGCACAGUGUCAUCAUCACCUUGAAGAACACCAGGCCCGUUCAGGAGAACUCCACUGCAGUGUGUGUGUUCUGGGAUUCCACGAGAAACCAAGGGAAAGGAGGCUGGAAUGAAGAUGGCUGUUCUGUUUUGAAGAAUACAACCAAUGAAACCGUCUGCGGAUGCAACCAUCUUACAAGCUUUGCUGUGUUGAUGGAUUUGUCAAGAACUAACACAACGAAUCCGGAGCAACUCAGAAUCCUGACUUUCAUCACAUACAUUGGCUGUGGCAUUUCAGCGAUUUUCCUCUCUGUGACUCUCGUGACCUACCUUUCAUUUGAGAAAAUCCGCAAAGACUACCCAUCCAAAAUCCUGAUUCAGCUGUGCACCGCUCUGCUCUUCCUCAACCUGGUGUUCCUCAUCGACUCGUGGAUCGCACUGUACAAGGACGUGCCGGGGCUGUGUUUGGCUGUCGCUGUGUUCCUCCAUUACUUCCUGCUGGCCUCCUUCACCUGGAUGGGGCUCGAGGCGUUCCACAUGUACCUGGCGCUGGUCAAAGUCUUCAACACCUACGUGCGCAAGUACAUGCUGAAAUUCUGCAUCGUCGGCUGGGGUAUGUGGGAUUGACACUCGUGCACAAUGGUGGAGGGCCUUCAGCAAUGGAAAGCAGGGGCGUCCCAAAGUUGGCCAUUCCACUCCUGGUCUUUGUUCCAACCCUGUUCUAAAUUGUUUAAUUGAACCAAUGAAACCUCCA
Molecule: messenger RNA, 3328 nt
Organism: Polyodon spathula (Mississippi paddlefish)
Lineage: Eukaryota; Metazoa; Chordata; Actinopteri; Acipenseriformes; Polyodontidae
Exons: 27
Coding region: 37-3201 (1054 amino acids)
Biological process (GO): cell surface receptor signaling pathway; adenylate cyclase-activating G protein-coupled receptor signaling pathway
Cellular component (GO): membrane
Molecular function (GO): G protein-coupled receptor activity
Source: RefSeq, a predicted model, not a curated record